CCCGCUCAACCACGUUCAGCAUGCCGAAAGAAAAAGAUGCCGCCAUUUCUUCUGAGAGACGAAAGUCCUCCAAGCCUAUCAUGGAGAAAAGACGCCGAGCAAGGAUCAACGAAAGUCUCAACCAACUUAAGACACUCAUCCUGGACGCCCAGAAGAAAGACAGUUCGCGCCAAAACAAGUUGGAGAAGGCGGACAUCCUGGAGAUGACGGUCCGGUACUUCCGAGACAUGCGGAGACAUCAGCUGGCCCUGAGCGUUAGCGCCGACCCCAACACACACGGCAGGUACCGGGCAGGGUUUAACCACUGUACGACCGAGGUCUCCCGCUUCACCGAAGGAAUGGUGGACCCUCCGGUCCGACAGAGGUUACUGGGACACUUGGCCGGGCUCUCGCAGACCGUGGAGGACGCGGAGGUAAACCCUGGGCCGGCACCGUCGCCCCCAGUUCCGCCUGUUCAGUCUGCCUCGGCUACUACCGUGUCUGUAGCCGGGGCCAUACCAGUAGUCAGCCCGAAGGUCCAACUGACCCCGUGCCCGGGAGCGGGGAUUCAGUCUACGAUGUACGCCGGCGGGAUCCCCGUGGUGCCCGGGCAAGUAUCGGGCGGAGAGCCGGUGGUUGUUCUCCUGCCCAGCCAAGCCUUUCCAGGAGGACAAGUGCCGAGCCACGUCAUCCCCGUCUACGCGAACGCGACGCUGCUAACCCCCCAGCCGGGUACGCAGUUGUACGGACACGGGUCUACUACCACCGUACCGCCGCAGUCUCCCACACCGCAAAAUGGCCAUGUGGCUACGGGGGAGACGCCCGGCACCCCCGCCCAGAACUCCGCACACUGUCCGGGACAUCUCAUCAUCCAGUCCGAGAAAAUGUGGAGACCCUGGUAGUAUAGUACAUAAUACACGUAUCCCUCCAAACAUAACCUUGGAAAAGCAGAUGCUAUGUAAAACGUUUGCUAUG
Molecule: messenger RNA, 954 nt
Organism: Branchiostoma belcheri (Belcher's lancelet)
Lineage: Eukaryota; Metazoa; Chordata; Leptocardii; Amphioxiformes; Branchiostomatidae
Product: transcription factor HES-4-like
Exons: 3
Coding region: 21-881 (286 amino acids)
Biological process (GO): anterior/posterior pattern specification; regulation of transcription by RNA polymerase II; regulation of neurogenesis
Cellular component (GO): nucleus
Molecular function (GO): protein dimerization activity; DNA-binding transcription factor activity, RNA polymerase II-specific; RNA polymerase II cis-regulatory region sequence-specific DNA binding
Source: RefSeq, a predicted model, not a curated record